AUGACUCGCGUAGGCGGCAUAUCGUGGACUGGCCAAACAUCACAGGCGCCACCCUUGAUCCGGCCAGUUGGUGAAACAAUAUUCCACACCCCUCCGCCGCCCCCGGAUCCAGGGUACAUAAGGAGAGAAGAGGUAGAGGAGAUGAUUAGGGCCGUGAACCAGAGGCCCAACUUGGAAGAGACCUAUCAGGGUCCCUUCCCACAACAUAUCUUGCAAGCUCAUUACCCCAGAGGGUACAAGACUAUCACGUUAUCUACCUUCUCAGGAGAAGAUGUCGAAAGCGCCAUGGCGCAUCUGAUAAAGUUUCGAGUACAGUGUGGCCAACACCAGAACGAUGACAUCUUGAAGUGCAAGAUAUUCGCGACUUCUUUGUCAGGGACCGCCUUCACCUGGUACACUAGAUUGCAGCCAGGGUCUAUCACGGACUGGCCGGUGAUGGAGAAGCUGUUCAGAGAAACUUUCAGAACCAUCGAACCCGAGGUAGAUCUAGCUUCGCUCACUCAGAUGGCUCAGCAGCCAACUGAAUCCGCCGUCGCAUAUCUCCAACGCUUCCAGAUCUAA
Rosa rugosa (rugosa rose) is the source of this 561-nucleotide messenger RNA. RefSeq lists its product as uncharacterized. The transcript has a single exon. Bases 1 to 561 code for a protein of 186 amino acids. NCBI's taxonomy places the organism in Eukaryota, Viridiplantae, Streptophyta, Magnoliopsida, Rosales, Rosaceae. The record is from RefSeq and is a predicted model, not a curated record.